Messenger RNA from Hypomesus transpacificus, 1229 nucleotides. RefSeq lists its product as uncharacterized. NCBI's taxonomy places the organism in Eukaryota, Metazoa, Chordata, Actinopteri, Osmeriformes, Osmeridae. The record is from RefSeq and is a predicted model, not a curated record. Bases 170 to 940 code for a protein of 256 amino acids. The transcript is spliced from 6 exons.
UGAAUUUUGGUCACAAUUUGCUUCCAUAUGGUUCAUCCAAUCACCUGCCAAAUAAUAUAUGCAACUUCCGGGGUUUUUUUCUCCAGAAGUUUCUGUCCCCACCAGUGAGUUUUGACAGUUGGUUGGUUCUGUUUAACCGGUGCGUGAGCAAACUGGCAUUAUUAGGUACAUGCCCAAGACUGUACAAUGGCAUCUGCCAACUCCUCUGACAACACUGUAUUCAAGCACCUGGCUUGGAAUGGAUUUGCCCUCACUGCUGGAGGAGGGUGCCGAGAUCUUUGAGGUGCUGCAUCUCACACCAGAGCUGUGUGUGUUAGUUGGUGAGAAGACCAGGGAACAGAGAAAGUCAAGGGUGUGGUUUGAUCAGAGAGCAGGAAGAGUUACUGCAUCGAUGUUCCAUAAUGCAGCCAGGACAGAGAAAUCUUCAUCUCUGAUUAAGAGAGUAUGCUAUCCUCGCUCCUCUCAGUUUUCGACUGAAACGACCAGAUGGGGUCUAGAAAAAGAGGACACUGCAAGAGAGGCGUACCUGAUGGCGAUGCAAGAUCUCUAUGUAGACCUCAACGUUGCAGCAUCAGGACUCAUCAUCAACCCAGAUCUGCCAUGGAUUGGUGUAUCACCAGAUGGUGUGGUGACCUGUGCUUGUCAUGAGCGUGGCAUGGUAGAGAUCAAGUGUCCUUUCAGUGCAAAGGACCUGGAACAUAGCUCACUGGGGCACUGGAACCUGGCUCACUUGGACACUGGCUACUGGCUCACUGGGGCACUGGACUGGCUCACUGGCUGCUGGACCCUUCCUCCUCUUGGGCUCAGGACGAUGCAGAAAUAUGCUGGGAACAGCAUCAGCCUUCAAUUUCAGUUGGCCUUUUUUCGUUUUUGUGAAUUGGUCUCCCUCAAAAUGAGGGAGAUCACCUGCGAUGAUAUUGGCACAAUGGCGAUCAAAUGAAGUGCAGGAGCUCAAUCAUUGGACAUUUUAUACUGCAUUUCAACCACUAUAAUAAUUGUGUGUGUGCCUAGGCUGAGGUUUGUGAACAGCAGACAUUUAGAUCACUGGAUCACUACAAACAAACGGAGUGGAAGAUAUACUGCAACCAAAUAACCUGCAUAUAUUGGCUGUGUCCGAAACUCAUUUAGACUCAACAUUUGAUGAUGCAACUUUAAUGAUUGAUGGAUAUUUUGAUGGACUAUUUAUCACAGGUAAUUAAUAAACCGACUAGAAUACGUAUAAAAAGGGA